GAGCCUGUUAUAUAGAUAAAGAAAGUCAGCCGCUCUACAUUAUCUACAGUGCAUCGAAUCAAACCAAAAUCUCCAAAUUGGAGGAGUUACGUCAGGUCUCGCAUACAUUUUAGGAAGUGUUUUGUGGUGUAACGCUUCCACGUUUUAUGUCAGGGAGGGAGUCACACAGGAGCAGUUACACCCUGAUUGACCUCAUACAUAUUAUAACCUACAACAAACCACCACUGUCACAUGAUCCGACUACAGCCUCACCAUCUUUCAAACACUGCAGAGCAACAUCUCCUGUCCAUUAGGCUACUCCCUGGACUACAGCCCAUCUGUUUGGAGUUCAACCUGGCUGGCUUAUGUUCAGUACCAGAGGACUCACCAUGUGGCUAAAAGGUUUUAUAAGUAACCAUGUCAACAUGAAACUUCUGAAGACCUGUGUCAUCCUUCUCCUUCUGACUGUGUUGUUCUUUACACUAAGAAACAUGGACCUGCUGCAGCGAAAUUAUAAAGAAAACUCUGCCAUCAUCAACAAGAAAGUGACUUCUACUCAGCCCACUGCUCCCCACACUGCUCCUCCCACUGCUUCUCCAGUGCCUGACAACUUCUGCACCUUCAAGCCAUUGUCUUCUGUAGAAGCUGAGGAGGAACGUCUCAUAUUGGAGUCCAUUGCUUGGCCUGAAACUCCUCCUCUGCCAGCUCCUUUUUCAUUGAAACAGACAACUCACGCCGCCCACAGCACCUUCAUCAUUCUCCCAGGGGGGGUUGGAGACGAGCGGCAUGUAGGAGACCAGCUGGAAGUUAUGAUAAAAAUGUACGACUUCCAAGGUAACCCCAAGAAGUCUGGAGGAGAUGCAAUUGUUGCCCGUUUGCACAACAGGGCACUUGAAGCAGGUGUGGCUGGACGAGUGGUGGAUCACCUUAAUGGCUCCUACUCUGCUGUAUUCCCUUUACUCUGGGAAGGAAGUGCACAGGUUGAGGUGACGCUUGUCCACUCAAGCGAGGCUAUCACAGUCCUCCGUAGACUAAACAGAGAACAUCCUGAUAGGACUAUCUUAAAGAGCCUCUUCCGCUCAGGUUCAGUCUCUGAAACUACCAUCUGUAAUAUUUGUCUACGUCAAACCAACCAGCCACAGUGCAACUACACUGACCUCCAUACUGGUGACCCGUGGUUCUGCUACAAGCCAAAGGAACUGAGCUGUGAUGACAGGAUGAACCACAUAAACGGAGGAAUGGAUAUAAAACUCAAGGCUAAUGAGGCGAACCUUUUCAAAAGCAAUGUCAACAUGCAAGUCUUCAUUCAGGCUUCAGGACCGGCCAAUGUUACUGUGCUGCCUCAAAGGAAAGAGCAACCCAUGGAUAGUCUAGGCAGUGGGAAGUCUGGACUCUCUGGGUAUUACUACCAGGGUGUGUGGCGACCACUAGGUGGCACCAAAGUCCACCAAUUCAACAACUCCUCUGCCAUCAGUCAGUGUCUGAAAGGAAAGGUGGUCCACAUGUAUGGAGACUCCACCGUCAGGCAGUGGUUUGAGUACCUUGAUGCUUCACUUCCAGAUGCUAAAGAGAUAAACCGGAAUAAUCCGAAGAAAUCAGGACCUUUCAUGAUAUGGGACAAUGCAAAAAACAUCUUGGUGAAGUUCCACUUACACGGUCCUCCUCUGAGUAUUUCCGUCCUUAUCCCAACCAGUGAGCUGCGUUACAUUGCCAAUGAAAUAGAUGAUGUAGUUGGUGGCACCAACACAGUUGUAAUUUUUGGCAUCUGGGCCCACCUCACUCCUUUCCCAAUGCAAUUCUACAUCAGAAGGCUUUACGGCAUCCGCAGGGCGGUGAUUCGUCUGUUAAACAGGGCUCCAGACACGCUGGUGGUCAUCAGGACUCCAAACCUCAGAGGUACAAACCCCAAUAUAUUUGCCUUUAAUGACUGGUAUGCUAUUCAACAGGACAAGGUGGUCAGAGCUGUGUUCAAAGGACUUAAUGUUCAGCUGGUGGAUGCCUGGGAGAUGGUUCUGGCCCACCACCUGCCUCACUACAUUCACCCACCUCCUCCCAUCAUUAGGAAUAUGGUUAACAUUAUAUUGUCCCACAUGUGCCCCCAAUAGUGCAUUUAAUAAUAAUAAUAACUUUAUUUA
This is a messenger RNA of Labrus bergylta (ballan wrasse), 2114 nucleotides long. NCBI's taxonomy places the organism in Eukaryota, Metazoa, Chordata, Actinopteri, Labriformes, Labridae. The record is from RefSeq and is a predicted model, not a curated record.